This is a messenger RNA of Cyclopterus lumpus (lumpfish), 741 nucleotides long. It is a transcript of the gene ascl1b, whose product is annotated as achaete-scute family bHLH transcription factor 1b. The transcript has a single exon. Bases 130 to 741 code for a protein of 203 amino acids. NCBI's taxonomy places the organism in Eukaryota, Metazoa, Chordata, Actinopteri, Perciformes, Cyclopteridae. The record is from RefSeq and is a predicted model, not a curated record. Gene Ontology annotation, cellular component: RNA polymerase II transcription regulator complex. Gene Ontology annotation, molecular function: protein dimerization activity; RNA polymerase II transcription regulatory region sequence-specific DNA binding; DNA-binding transcription factor activity, RNA polymerase II-specific. Gene Ontology annotation, biological process: neuron differentiation; regulation of neurogenesis; positive regulation of transcription by RNA polymerase II.
UUAGCCACACGGUCCACACGCGAAGGACACGAGAGCUGUACACUGCCAACCCCUUCCGCUCUUCUCGUCCCACUGUUGGAAGCUGCACUCGCCUUCUGCAUCCAUCACUUCAGAAGAACUGUCAGCAAGAUGGAAACCACAACCAUCACCACCACGCAGACUGCCUUCACCUUUGGAUUUACCGAAAGACACGCCAGCAUCAGCCUGCACGCCCCAGCCCAGGACUGCGCUGACCCCGCCGUGCUCCCCAGCACCAACGCUGCCGGCUUCCAGAGUAAAACCAAGGUGCUGAAGAGACAGCGCUCCAGCUCGCCAGAGCUCCUGCGCUGCAAGCGGCGUCUGAGCUUCAACGGACUCGGCUACUCCAUCCCUCAGCAGCAGCCGGUGGCCGUGGCCCGGCGGAACGAAAGAGAGAGGAACCGGGUCAAACAAGUCAACAUGGGUUUCCAGACGCUGCGACAGCAUGUGCCGAACGGCGCCGCCAACAAGAAGAUGAGUAAAGUGGAGACCCUGAGGUCUGCGGUGGAGUACAUCAGGGCAUUACAACAACUUCUGGACGAACAUGACGCGGUGUCGGCUGCUUUCCAAUGCGGGUUGCCAUCCCCGACACUCUCCAACAGCUACUCCGCCGACCCAGAGUCGCCUCACUCCACCUACUCAUCAGACGAGGGCGGUUAUGAGCCUCUGAGCUCGGAGGAACAGGAGCUGUUGGACUUUACGACCUGGUUCGACAGGUACUGA